CUGCUUGAGAUGGUCGUCGUCGAGCUCGUCCACAGACCGGGGCAGACGGUCGAUGGCCUGUGCCAGGGCCUUGAUCCAGAGGAGCGAUUCCUCUUCGCGGUGGUUCAUGGUGGUCUUGAUCGGCAACCAGUUCGGCAACCAGUUCGACAGCCAGUUUGCCGCCCGGCCGGCCUUCUCGGUUCCGCCAAGCGAGAACAAGCCCGUCCCGUUCAGCCGCCGCUCUCCACCCUGGACAUCCGCCAUCUCUGGCUCCAUCUGCCCUCUGUCGUUAUCAUCCGGAGCGUUUGUUCGUGUCGCCUCAUCGUCGGUUCAACCCAAAAUGCCCCGAUAUCAACCUCUGUCGCUCGAUCCGUCGGCUCCCAGCAGCUUCCAUCGUCCCACCCCGCCCGUCCGCCAGCACAACUCGCCGUUCUACUGCACCUGCUGCAUCCCGCUCCUGCAGCAGCUCGGCUCGUUCUUCCCGUUUCCGUCCAGAAAGGAGCUUGCUGGUUACGCCGCUGGAGCCCUGUUUGCCUUUGGAUGGUGGGCAUUCAUCGACGGCGUCGUCUAUGCAUCCACACGCGAACCCUCGCUCCCGAAUGAAAUCCGAUUCGAGGACUAUGUCCCCGGCAUCCUGUCGACACUCUCGCUGAUCAUUGUGAAUCUGAUCGACAGCUCAGCACUCAAUGGCGACGAGUUUUCCUUUGGCAACUCAAACAGCGCUUACAAGGCCCGCCUGUGCGCCUUCAUGGGCAUCGCAAUGGCCCUGGGCGCUCUCGGUGGAGCCGUGGGCAUCACGGUUGUCAAGUACGUCCUGACGGGCAUGGAAGGCGAUGCCUUCUACUUUGGCUACUCGGUCAUUGUUCAAAACGUCUUGAUCUUUGCCAGCUCUAUGGUCCUGUGGUUCGGCCGAAACAGUGCCGAGGAGGAGUCGAUUGCGCUGUACUGAUGGCCUGCAGCCUCAUAUCCACCGCUUGCGGUCGGCUGUCCGCUACUGCUGCCGUUCCUGCUGCUUCCGUAGUGCGUAGCAGUAUCCUGGCGAGUGCACAGCCUGUUUUUUGUGUGUGCGAAUACCGCUCCCUUUCCAAAGAAGCACUUGGGAUUCAAUAUAUAUUUGCUUAUUCUGCAAGCGCACUAU
This is a messenger RNA of Polychytrium aggregatum, 1117 nucleotides long. RefSeq lists its product as uncharacterized. Bases 53 to 928 code for a protein of 291 amino acids. Gene Ontology annotation, cellular component: Vps55/Vps68 complex; fungal-type vacuole membrane. The record is from RefSeq and is a predicted model, not a curated record. Gene Ontology annotation, biological process: protein targeting to vacuole; late endosome to vacuole transport via multivesicular body sorting pathway. Lineage: Eukaryota; Fungi; Chytridiomycota; Chytridiomycetes; Polychytriales. The transcript has 6 exons.